UAAUAAUAUGACCGAGUGAGUGGGGUGGGCAUGAUUUUUUAUUAGACACAAUAAUAUUAGAAAAAAUUAUAAUAAAUAGAAGUCUUCAUUUUACGGUCUGCAUGCCUCGCUCACUUGUCGAUUUUGGAGGUGAGGAGGUCUCGUCGCUCUUUGUUAUAUAUCAAGCGCACACGGUACACAAAUAUCAAACAUACACUCUUAUCAAGAUCUCCAUUUCAAUUUCUUUGCUCCUUAGUUAUAUACAUCAAACAUAUGUACAAUAAUACAAACACGGUCACAUACACGUAUACCUCAAUAUAUGUAUCGACAUCUUGUUGUUGUUUCUGAAAUCAUAGUGGUCAUUAUUUUUUCUUUUACUAUUACUCUCUCUUUUCCUGUUUCUCUCCCUGUUUGUGAUAAGACGGCAACGAUAUCUUAGCCAUGCAACAACAACCCGAGAGUCUCCUAGUUCCAUCAAAACCCGACUCUCCUGGUUCAUCAUUAUCUCUCCCUCAUCAAGAAAAUCAAUCUAAAAGACUACGAAACCAACAACAAGAUCAAGAACAUGAGGAAGAACAAGAAAAGCUCCAAGAUGGACCGAGAGGUAAACGAAAAUGGGUAUGUGUUGAUGGAGCUUCUCGUGUAGAGAUCCCAGAGACGCCGAGGAUCUCGAAUAGCGUGUGUUGUUGUCCUCCUCGGCCGCCGAGAAAGCCCAAAGCUACUCCGGCGAUGAAGAGGAGAGCCAUGUGGGUAAAGAGAUCGGUAGUUUUCUUAGAUGUAGCUAGAGAGGUCGAAUCCAUGUUUCCUCCGUCUAUUCUUCAAGACUUUGGUAAAAAGAUUAAGAAAGCUAGAUCUUAAUCGCUAUACGGUUAAUUUAUCUGUAUAAGCUUGAAUUUUUUUUUUGUGUUACCUAUAAUUUUAUACGCUAUCAUUGUGUUUAUAUUUUAUAAAGGCAAAACCAACGUUUAGGCAA
Camelina sativa (false flax) is the source of this 952-nucleotide messenger RNA. The record is from RefSeq and is a predicted model, not a curated record. Lineage: Eukaryota; Viridiplantae; Streptophyta; Magnoliopsida; Brassicales; Brassicaceae.